Molecule: messenger RNA, 1286 nt
Organism: Amaranthus tricolor (Joseph's coat)
Lineage: Eukaryota; Viridiplantae; Streptophyta; Magnoliopsida; Caryophyllales; Amaranthaceae
Product: peptide methionine sulfoxide reductase A5
Exons: 4
Coding region: 75-869 (264 amino acids)
Biological process (GO): cellular response to oxidative stress
Cellular component (GO): cytoplasm
Molecular function (GO): peptide-methionine (S)-S-oxide reductase activity
Source: RefSeq, a predicted model, not a curated record
ACAUCUCUCCUCACACUAACUUUUUCUCUCCUUCAAAAUAAGGUCUUGUUUGGACAAUUCCAGUUUCAGUCAACAUGAAAAAAAAUUCUUAUCACAAAAAAAUUUCAUCUCCCUCAAUUUUCCACACUUUUCUCUCCAAUCAACUACUUCUUAUCUUCAUUAUCGCCGGGAUUCUUCUUCCGGCACCAACAACAAGCAUCAGGCUCCCGGAUCGAAACCUGGAAUUCACAUCUUCUCCUUCAAAUCUCAAUCACAAUCUCAAAAUUGCUGUUUUUGCUCUUGGAAGUUUCUGGAGAUCUGAGGCUGUUUUUGGUUGCUUAAACGGUGUCGUUCGUACCUCCGUUGGUUAUUGCGGUGGUACUAAACUUAAUCCUGAGUAUCGUAGUUUAGCCGAUCAUGCUGAAUCUGUUCAGGUGGAAUAUGACCCCAGGGUUAUUAGCUUCCAGCAACUUUUAGAGGUCUUCUGGUCGAGUCAUGAUUCAAGGCAGGUAUUUGGCCAGGGUCCUGAUGUUGGUAACCAGUACAGAUCUAUUAUCUUCACUAAUGGUACGAGUGAGUCAAGAUUGGCAGCUGCUACCAAGGAAAGGGAGCAGGCUAAAUCAAAGAGCAGUAAAGUGACCACCCAAAUUCAACCACUUGAAACUUUUUAUCCUGCUGAACCCGAGCAUCAGAAAUUUGAGCUCAAACGGAAUCCUUUUCUCCUUCAAUUGAUUGGUAACUUGCCAGAAGAGGAGCUCGAGAGGUCAACCUUGGCUUCAAAAAUGAAUAGUUAUGCAGCCGAGCUUUGUCCUUGGAGAGCCCAGCAACAAAUCGAUAGCAAAAUUAAUGAAAUUCUCAAACAAGGUUGGCCUGUUUUAAGGGAAAUCUAGUGGAGACGCAAUACCACACAACAGGGUUUCUGAACCCAUUGAGUUUUGCAGGUUAUAGCGAUUCAGCAUUGAGUACGACAUACGACCAUUGAUUCUAGAUGAUCUGACACCAGAAAUGUUUUACGCUGAUCAGCAAUUUUCUCCGACUUCAUUACAGUUGGAUCAAAUUAACAAUGCGCGGACAUUUUGUUGUAGAAUGAGUUCCUUUCAGAUGGUAAUCGUCGUGGUACUGUGCACUAUGCAUCUGAUCAUUAUAGUGGUUCAGAAUUUUGAAUACAGAAUGGUUCGCAUUAGAAUUAUCCAUUGUGAUGCAUCAAUUCUUUGAGUGGAGACUAUAUGGUGAUUUGUAUAGGCAUGUAAUCGAUUUACUGCAUAAAUUGUUUAUCAGAAUUAUUUGAUUUACCUUUUGAAUUGCUA